CUCUUUCCACACUAGUGGAAACACUAGAAACGGUGUCGCCUGACCACCAGCCCAACACAGCCGUCACUUUCACCUGAACUACAAACAGAAGUUGCAAUGCUGUUGAUGGGUGUUUACCCGGAUCACUUCUGCUGACCAGUCCAAUGGGGGUGGUUACUACUAUGGACUCGGAUUCCGCCCGGCAACCACAGGGCAAAUUGGGUGGCCAUGCUCUAAUAGGAGCCAAUCUGGGUGCUCGAGGAAAGCACUAUGUGUGUGGCUCAUUGGCUGCGUUCACUAACAUCAUCGUCACCUUCCCUAUUCAGAAAGUCUUGUUCCGGCAGCAGCUUCAUGGCGUGCGAGCGACUGAAGCCGUGGGUCAGUUGCAAAGGGAAGGGUUGAGGCAUCUGUACCGAGGGCUGCUUCCUCCCCUGCUGCAGAAAACCACCACCGUGGCCAUCAUGUUCGGCCUUUACGAGGAUUUUUCCCGGCUGCUUUUGCGGCACGCGCGCAGCAGUGGUGCACCUGAGCUUGUUACGCGUAGCGCAGCCGCGGCGCUAGCCGGCACUGCUGAAGCCGUGCUCACGCCAUUUGAGCGAGUGCAAACGCUUCUUCAGGACCACCGGCACAACGGGCGUUUCAAUAACACCGCCCAUACCUUUCGGACUCUCCUGCGGGAUUACGGAGUGAGGGAGUGCUACCGUGGACUGGUCCCGGUUUUGUUAAGGAAUGGGCCCAGUAAUGUUUUGUUUUUUGGCCUGAGGGGGCCCAUUAAGCAGUGGUUGCCUGAUGCCCGAAGCCGAAUGGGUCACAUGGCUAAUGACUUUGUGUGUGGCGGGCUGCUGGGGGCGGCACUCGGCAUCAUGUUCUACCCGCUGAAUGUUGUCAAAUCUCGAGCUCAGGCUCAAGUCGGAGGCAAGUUUGUGCCCUGCCACCAGAUCCUGAUGACGGUGUGGCGGGAAAGAGGCGGCAGCAUCGUGCUGCUCUUCCGCGGCGCAACACUCAACUACCACAGAUCUCUGCUGUCAUGGGGCAUCAUCAAUGCAACUUAUGAGCUUCUCCUGAAGGUUUUCUGAAGAUAAUGGAUAAUGCAGUGCACUUUUUCUGAACCAAGCCAAAUUUGAGAGUGUUUUCCCUCUUUAAAAGAGGUCUGGACACUGCCAUCUGCUCUAGUGCACUUAAAUGGAUCGCUCACCUACACUGUAAUAAAAUAUCUGUUCAUUAACAGUUUCUGUGUUUUGUAAUUCACAAGUGUUUAUUUGCAGUGGUGAAUUGCAUUAUGGGACCUGUCGACUUUUAAUGUUGACAAUUCAACUUUACAGUUUAAUUAACUUUUAUUGACAUUUAAUGUCAAUAAAUAUAAUGUAGAAGAAAUAAUAUAUCAAGAAAUUAGUCUGUAAAUUGAGAAGAGAUAGUGCUGGCAGUUAAGUACAAGGCUUUUUCUACAAUAAUACAACACUAACCCAGAUAAUUUAUCACUUUAAACUCUUAUAAAUGUUAUAAAAGUCACCUUUUUAACUUUCAAAGGUUAAAAGUUGUCCCAUGAUGCAAUUUAAAAGCAGAAAUAAAUGCGGAAAAUAACAUGAAUCACAAAAAAUGGAUAACUGCUAACUUACAGAUAUUUUUUACAGUGUAGUAAUGAAAAUCUUGCCAUCAUAUCCUCACCCUCAUGGCAAACUGUUUGGUAAGCAGAGUCUAGUCUUCAGAGUAUGGAGAAAUAUGCAGUGAAAGUCAAUGAGGGAACAGUUUGGUCCUUCAAAAAAGGAAUAGGAAUGUAUAUCAUUGUGGGAUGACGUGAAGGUGAGUAAAUGAUGACGGAUUGUCAUUUUUGGGUGGAUGUUUCCAUUAACAUCGGCACUUAAAGAUUUGUAUAACCAUGGAUGGAAACCAUCCUACUCUGAUGCCUACAUAUAAGUCCACCCAUAUCUCUCAGCUAAGUGUUUGUGAAACGUAUUGCCUCAUUUCGUGGCUUUCGUAUCAGUUUUGUAGUGGCUCUUUUACUCACGUUUUUUUUUUUAUUGGGCGUCUGUGGGACACCGAUGGAGAAAGCACAUUGAUGCACUACUUACAGUACACUUCGACUUGUUUUCUAUACAAGCCUAAUGCACAAUCUCUGGAAUGGAGCAUUACAAGCCAUGCGUAUUAGUAAGUGUUACAUAAAGGUUAAUCGACUGCUCGUGAAUAGGUGUAACUUGUGGACCACACAAGAGAGGGUGAGAGGGAUGUCCGUACAAGCCCAUGAUGUUAGCAUUAUGAAUGCCAGUCAGAAAGAAGAAACAUUGAGGAGUAUUCAAAGGUGUGUGAUGAUUUUCAUCCAAUGAUAUUUUUAUGUAAUGAGUGUUUUGUGACAUGAAUGACAUUUUCACAUCGUUGUGGGUGGAAAGUAAACAAGUAAUUCUUCUAA
Messenger RNA from Danio aesculapii, 2383 nucleotides. It is a transcript of the gene slc25a51b, whose product is annotated as solute carrier family 25 member 51b. Lineage: Eukaryota; Metazoa; Chordata; Actinopteri; Cypriniformes; Danionidae. The transcript has 2 exons. The record is from RefSeq and is a predicted model, not a curated record. The coding region runs from base 144 to 1055 and encodes 303 amino acids.